This is a messenger RNA of Calidris pugnax (ruff), 1575 nucleotides long. Its product is annotated as zona pellucida sperm-binding protein 3-like. The record is from RefSeq and is a predicted model, not a curated record. The transcript is spliced from 9 exons. Gene Ontology annotation, biological process: positive regulation of acrosome reaction; egg coat formation; binding of sperm to zona pellucida. NCBI's taxonomy places the organism in Eukaryota, Metazoa, Chordata, Aves, Charadriiformes, Scolopacidae. Gene Ontology annotation, cellular component: extracellular matrix. Bases 19 to 1575 code for a protein of 518 amino acids. Gene Ontology annotation, molecular function: acrosin binding.
CAAAAGAGGCUGACGAGGAUGUUUUUUUCCUCUCGCCUUGGGCAGUCCUGGAACGGGGGGUCCCUGCACCCCGGAAACCACUGGGUCCUGCCUUCCCCUUCGCCCCGCACCCAGGAGGGCUGGCCUUUGGGUGCCAUUGGUCCCCAAACGUUAGCCCCGGGGAGGGCUCCAGCUCCUGGGGGGGGAUAUAAAGGCUGGAGGAUCAGCCCAAGUUCUCUGCGCCGGGGUUUGCUGGAAGAAGGAGGGAUGGGACCCAAAAGCAGCUUGAUCUUGGCUCUUCUCUGCUGGGUUGGGGGCGAGGUGGCGGCCUACCCUCCCUCGCCUUGGGAUUUCUCCUGGGGGGCGCGGGCAGAACCUCACCCUUGGUCCUGGGUGGAGGACCCCCAGUCUCGAGCCAUCGCCACCAGCCAGCGGCCGGUGACGGUGCAGUGCCAGGAGGCUCAGCUGGUGGUGACGGCCCACCGGGACCUCUUCGGUACCGGCCGCCUGGUCAACCCCGCCGACCUGACGUUGGGGCCUGCGGCCUGCAAACAUUCCACCCUCAACCCGGCCCCCAUCAACACCGUCGUCUUCACCGCCGGCCUCCACGAGUGCGGCAGCAUCGUCCAGAUCACGCCGGAUUCCCUCAUCUACCGCACGCUCCUCAACUACGACCCCAGCCCCGCCAGCAACCCCGUCAUCAUCCGCAACAACCCCGCCGUCAUCCCCAUCGAGUGCCACUACCCCAGGAGGGAGAACGUCAGCAGCAGCGCCAUCCGUCCCACCUGGGCUCCCUUCAGCUCCACGCUGUCGGCGGAGGAGAGGCUGGUGUUCUCCCUGCGCCUCAUGAACGAGGACUGGACAGCUGAGAGACCUUUCACUGGUUUCCAACUGGGCGAUGUCCUCAACAUCCAAGCGGAGGUGGCCACCGAGAGCCACACGCCGCUGCGGUUGUUCGUGGACAGUUGCGUGGCCGCCCUCAGCCCCGGCACCGACUCCUCACCCCACUACGCCAUCAUCGACCACAACGGGUGCUUGGUUGACGGGAGGAUGGAUGACACCAGCUCUGCCUUCAUCACCCCCCGGCCCCGGGAGGACAUGUUGCGCUUCAGGAUCGACGUCUUCAGGUUCGCGGGGGACACCAGGAACCUGAUCUACAUCACCUGCCACUUGAAGGUGACCCCAGUUGACCAAGCCCCGGACCCUCUGAACAAGGCUUGCUCCUUCAACAAAGCCAGAAACACCUGGUCACCGGUGGAAGGGACCCGGGACAUCUGUAGCUGCUGUGAGAUGGGCAACUGCGAGUCCCCCGCGCUCUCCCGGAGGCUGAGCCCCCUGGACCGAUGGCCCAGCCGCCGCUUCCGCCGCCACGACGCCAAGGGGAAAGAGGCUGAAGCCGACGUGGUCAUCGGCCCCGUGCUCCUCUCCAGGGACCCCGGCGCGGUGGGAGAGCAGCAGGAGGGGGGUCAGGGUGGAGCGACGGCGGUGGCCGGCGUGGGGCCGAGGCUGAUGUACGUGGUGGCCAGCGUGGGGCUGGCCGGGGUGGUGCUGGGGGUGGCCGUGGGGUACAGGAGGUGCACCCACACCUCGGCCUGA